This is a messenger RNA of Aaosphaeria arxii CBS 175.79, 804 nucleotides long. Its product is annotated as 50S ribosomal protein L17. Gene Ontology annotation, cellular component: mitochondrial large ribosomal subunit; ribosome. NCBI's taxonomy places the organism in Eukaryota, Fungi, Ascomycota, Dothideomycetes, Pleosporales. The transcript has 2 exons. The record is from RefSeq and is a predicted model, not a curated record. Gene Ontology annotation, biological process: translation. The coding region runs from base 79 to 687 and encodes 202 amino acids. Gene Ontology annotation, molecular function: structural constituent of ribosome.
GCAUCUGGUGUUAAUCGUCCCCGCUCGAGCGUUUUACAAUCGGCAGCUGCACCCGAGUGUUGCCCAAUUGAUUCCACCAUGGCCGGAGGACACAUGAAGUAUCGCCACUUGAGUCGCUCAUCGUCUCAUCGACAGGCACUCCUCCGAAAUCUCGUCACUUCCCUCUUAAAACACGAAACGAUUUCAACGACAUGGCACAAGGCAAAGGAGGCGCAGCGAUUGGCGGAGAAGGUCAUCACAUUAGCGAAAAAGAACACAGAAGCAUCAAGACGGCGGGCACAUCAGAUCCUUUACACACCUGAUAUAAUGGUCCCAAAACUUUUCCAAGUAUAUGGUCCUCGCUACGCAGACCGACCCGGUGGAUACACGCGUGUGCUUCGCAUCGAGCCUAUCAAAGAAGAUCAAGCCGAAUCCGCCAUCCUGGAGCUCGUUGAUGGACCUAGAGAUAUGCGAUUUGCAAUGACCGCACAAACACUUGCACAUAAGCCAGAAGAACAACCAUUGAAUGAAAUGACGGCAAAGAAUGUGGAAAAGGUCACAAAAUUCAGGAAGAACGGCAUGGAAGAUUUAAGAGAGAUGGUGGAGCAAUUGAGGAUACACAAUCAGAAUAAGCCAGACAUUAAGCUUCCUGACAAGAAGAAGGUGUAUCCAGAGGACAGACAGAAGAGACUUAUGCAUUAUCGUUGAGGGUUGCAUGACUGUAUAUCAAGGAUGUAUUAUAUGGAUUUUGCAUGUAGGCGGUAUAUACCAUCAAGACUUUUUUCAUGCCUUCACGUAGUAAGGAAUUUACUUUUGAUUGUCCAC